AUGGAUUCGCAGGAGCAAAACCAGGUGGAAAUACAAUCAGUGAACCCAGUGCCCAAUCGACGUCCCAUCAACGAUCUGCAUUACAGUGCCAUUAACAGCAACUACAGGCAGCAGAACAAGCUAAACAGUAACAGUACCAGCAGCCCAACGAAUGCGACAACGGCGAACAGUGCCGGUGGCAGUGAGGAAACGAAGGCACUCCUGCCGACGAUUGGUCCAAGCGGGCGCAAGUUUGUGAUCGUACCAUGUCAAACGGGUGGCGCUGUAGGAGAUCCCGGUGGGACGGUCCCGAGCGCGAGUGGAGGACCGGGAGGGGGAACUCCGGGAACGAGUGGUGUAAAGGUUGAACCCGGCGAGGGUUCGAUGUCCAGCGGACCGAGCUCUAUAACCGUUCCGACGGCUCCGGUUGGAUCAUAUAUGAAGCCGAAAUACUUCAACAGUCUGCGCUCGGUACGGUCAGCGAAUGAUCCGCAAGGGUUGGCGAAUGUGCAACAGAAUCAGGCCUCGAUCGUGCGCAGCGGUUCGUACAUAUUCAGCGAUGUCGGCGGUACACCGCGCCUCUUUUCCGAUGCCACCUCGAUCCGGUCGCUCGCAUCCAUCGGCAUGGGAUCUACCGAUGGGCGGCGAAUGGUCAUCCGAAGGGUACCGAACUCUCCGAACGAGCUGCUCACCAUGAUCAACCCACCAACCCCACCCGACGAAACGUACGAGAAUGAAAGCUAUGGGGGUUUGUCGGAUGACUCCGACCUUGAUAAUCUCAAACCGCGCAAGCAGCACUGGGCGAACAAGAUGCAGUUCGUGCUUGCCUGCAUCGGAUACUCGGUGGGCCUGGGGAACGUGUGGCGAUUUCCGUAUCUGUGUUAUAAAAGUGGAGGAGGAGUAUUUCUGGUGCCCUAUUUCAUCAUUCUGCUGAUCUGUGGAAUUCCCAUGCUGUUCAUGGAGCUGGCGGUCGGUCAGUAUACGGGGCGCGGACCGAUCGGUGCACUGGGGCAACUCUGCCCACUGUUCAAAGGUACCGGUCUGGCGAGUGUGGUCGUUUCAUUCCUAAUGUCCACGUACUACAGUGUGAUCAUAGCGUAUGCAAUCUACUACUUCUUCACCUCGUUCCGGCCGGAGCUACCGUGGACGGAUUGUUCCCACCGUUGGAACACACCCGACUGCUGGAUUCCGGAGCGCAUGAAGCACAAUCUAACGCGCCCCGAUAUGUCCCGCACACCGACGGAGGAAUUUUUCGAAAAUAAAGUGCUGCAAAUUAGCCACGGUAUUGAAUAUCCGGGUGCGAUGCGAUGGGAGCUGGUAGCAUGUCUAGUGUGCGCUUGGAUUCUGGUGUACUUUGCCAUCUGGAAGUCGAUCAAAUCGUCGGCAAAAGUACGCUACCUUACGGCAACACUUCCAUUCGUGCUGAUUGUGGUGUUUCUGGGACGCUCGCUUACCCUGGAAGGUGCGGACAAGGGACUGCACUAUUUCUUCCGUCCAAAUUGGGAAGAACUGGGCAGGGCCAAUGUUUGGAUCAAUGCUGCAGCGCAAAAUUUCAACUCGAUCGGUAUUGCGUUCGGUUCGAUGAUAUCGUUCGCAAGCUACAACAAGUACAACAACAACAUCCUGCACGACACGCUGGCAGUGUCGUUCGUCAAUGCCAUCACGAGCUUGCUGGUCGGUAUCUUUGCAUUUGCCACCAUCGGUAAUAUCGCGCUGGAGCAGAGCACUACCGUUGAGGACGUGAUCAGCGGUGGUCCGGGAUUGAUCUUCGUCGUGUAUCCACAGGCGUUAGCGAAAAUGCCUGCCGCUCAGCUGUGGGCUGUGCUGUUCUUCUUCAUGCUACUCUGUCUGGGAUUGAACAGUCAGUUUGCCAUCGUGGAAGUAGUGGUAACUUCGAUUCAGGACGGAUUUCCUCGGUGGAUCAAGCGAAAGCUCGUAUACCAUGAGCUGCUGGUGUUGAUCGUGUGCGUCGUAUCAUUCUUUGCCGGGUUGCCCAACCUCAUACAGGGCGGCAUAUACUUCUUCCAGCUGAUUGACCACUAUGCGGCCUCGGUAUCGAUCAUGUUUCUUGCCUUCUUUGAGACGAUCGCGAUCGCGUGGUUCUACGGCAUAAACCGACUGUCGAAGAACGUCAAGCAAAUGACGGGACGAUAUCCGUCGUUUUAUUUGCGAUUCUGUUUGUUAAUCGCCGUUCCAUUGCUGUUGAUCUCCUUGUGGAUAUUCAGCUUGAUCAACUAUGAAGCCCCAACGUAUCAUAAUGGAAAGUACCACUAUCCGGGCUGGGCGCACGGACUUGGAUGGACAAUAGCCUCCGCUUCUCUGGUUUGCAUUCCUUCGUAUGCCGUGUAUCAGAUCGUUCGUGCCGAGGGCAACACAUUUGGCGAGAAACUGCUGAAUACUUUGAAGCCGAAUAUUUACGAGUGUAAGAUAUGUGGCGAGCAUCAUUGCGAUCAUGACUUUCCCGAGGAAGAGCUGGGACCGGAAAUGGCCAUCGUUGAGUCGACAUCCGGCGCUCCACUAAUACUGCAACCACCUCCACCGGGACAUAUGCAAUACACGCAGCAGCCACAACUACAUCACCACCAACAGCAACAACAACAACAACAUCCACAGGAAGAACCGAUGCUCCGUAACACGCAUACUGUUCCCAUUAACAAUGGUGUACAGAAUUCAAACUCAAACGGUGAUGAAACACGAUGA
Messenger RNA from Anopheles marshallii, 2679 nucleotides. It is a transcript of the gene ine, whose product is annotated as sodium- and chloride-dependent GABA transporter ine. Gene Ontology annotation, cellular component: membrane. The record is from RefSeq and is a predicted model, not a curated record. Gene Ontology annotation, biological process: transmission of nerve impulse; neurotransmitter transport; sodium ion transmembrane transport. Bases 1 to 2679 code for a protein of 892 amino acids. The transcript is spliced from 10 exons. Gene Ontology annotation, molecular function: osmosensor activity; neurotransmitter:sodium symporter activity. NCBI's taxonomy places the organism in Eukaryota, Metazoa, Arthropoda, Insecta, Diptera, Culicidae.